Colletotrichum destructivum is the source of this 265-nucleotide messenger RNA. RefSeq lists its product as uncharacterized. Lineage: Eukaryota; Fungi; Ascomycota; Sordariomycetes; Glomerellales; Glomerellaceae. Bases 14 to 208 code for a protein of 64 amino acids. The transcript has a single exon. The record is from RefSeq and is a predicted model, not a curated record.
ACAAUCCCGUCAAAUGUCACCCACGACACUCACAAACAUCCAAGACAGCAAGCAGCCCCUCUCGGUCCGGCGCCAAACCGUUAAUGAGCUGCUACCUUAUGCAACCGAAGCAAUUAGCGCACUGGUUCGCCCAAUCCGUGGUAGGCUUUUGCUUGUGAGGUUGCAGGUGAACCAAAACCAGACCAGACGGUGGCAGAUUAGCGGUUAAUGCGAGUCACCCGAGAGGUCUCCCAUCGAUGACUGCCCACUUGGGCCAAGGUACCAU